Messenger RNA from Acanthaster planci (crown-of-thorns starfish), 3147 nucleotides. Its product is annotated as gamma-aminobutyric acid type B receptor subunit 2-like. NCBI's taxonomy places the organism in Eukaryota, Metazoa, Echinodermata, Asteroidea, Valvatida, Acanthasteridae. Gene Ontology annotation, cellular component: G protein-coupled receptor heterodimeric complex; membrane. Gene Ontology annotation, molecular function: G protein-coupled GABA receptor activity. Gene Ontology annotation, biological process: G protein-coupled receptor signaling pathway; gamma-aminobutyric acid signaling pathway. The record is from RefSeq and is a predicted model, not a curated record.
AUGGGAAAGGUGUACAUCUUGACUGACCUGUCUCGGUUAGAAAAGGCGUUGCCCAAGAAUGCGGCAGGCACCGCGCUUCACGUGGCCGGGCUGUUUCCCCUCUCGGCCCCCGGCUGGAUUGGUGAGUACGGACUGCAGGGCCUUACCGCCGUGGAGCUUGCCAUCAGACAGAUCAACAAUAGAUCGGACUUGCUGGCCGACUACCAGCUGGUCCUUGACUACAACGACACCAAGGCGUCCAGUGCUGUGGCCAUGACUGCCUUGUUCGACCUGUACCACCGUGAACCGGUCAAGAUAGCCGUGCUGGGAGAGCUCUUGUCGACAGUAACUCGGGACGUGACAGGGGUCACCAGCUUGUGGGCGUUAACCCAAAUGGCCUUUGCGUCCUCGGCCAUUGAGUUGUCCGUUCGGUCGACUUAUCCGUACUUCUUCAGGACCAUCGCUUCGGCCUCCGAGAUCCCGCCAGUUCAGCUUGAGAUCUUCCGGCAGUUCGGCUGGGGCAAGGUCGCCACACUACACGAGACCAAAGAACCGCACAAUGGGGUUUCACGUGAAUUGCAGCGGCUGCUUGAGGCCAAUGCCAACUUUUCCAUUAUAGCAGCGGAGAGCUUCAGCGAAGAUCCAACCGAGGCACUGCGAAGAAUAAAGACUAAAGAUGCUCGUAUCAUCGUUGGGAACUUUUACGAAUCGACAGCCAGGAAAGUAUUCUGCACGGCUUAUAAAUUAGGGCUCUACGGUGCAAAGUACCAGUGGUUUGUCAUCGGCUAUUACACGCCUGAAUGGUAUAACAGGGCCACCGCAGAUGAAAGUGUCAGAUGCAACAGCAGUAUGAUACAAGAAGCGGCAGAGGGAUAUAUGACUGUAACUUGGAGCAUGAACGGGAGGGUGGAUAAAAUGACUGUUUCUGGACAGACACCUCAAGAAUUCCGCAACCACAUCCGGGACACCACGGGGCUGACCAUUGGUCUCGACGGUCAAGACCCAGCUGCCAACGCCCACGACGGAAUGUGGGCCCUGGCACUGGGACUGAACAGCUCUCUGAAUGAGUUGCACCCACGCCGGCUGGAGUCGUACGUCUACAAAGACCGCAGAAUGGCGUCCAUCCUUGAGAAGCAUAUCAGGAGGGUGCGGUUCUACGGAGUUUCGGGACCGGUUAGUUUCUCUGCACGGGGUGACAGGAUAGGGCUUUUCUUGAUCGAACAGAACAGAGGAGGUCAGGAGGUUGUCAUAGGAACCUACGAAAAAGAUGAAAAGAUCUCCUGGAUCAUUUCAGCGGCAAAAAUAUGGUAUCAAAAUGGUGGUAACCCCCCAUUCGAUUCCGACAACACCAAGACCAUAUCUUUUCCUCAUGUGAUUGAUCCGGUCGUCUUUAUUACGUCAUGCGUGAUAGCUGGAGUAGGCUGUGCAUUGGCCAUUUGCUUCGUCACUUUCAAUUUCAUCUUGAGGAAACACAGGCAAGUCAAGAUGUCGAGUCCCCGGCUCAACAAUAUAGUUGCCACAGGCUUGGUCUUUGCUUACACGAGCGUUGUCAUCAUGGGAGUGGACGAGUCUGUUGUUGACAGACCGCAACUUUUGAACAUUUGUAAGGCUCGGGAGUGGCUGUUGUCGAUUGCUUUCACGCUUGCCUUCGGUGGUAUGUUCACCAAGAUGUGGCGAGUGUACAGCGUCGUUGUCCACAACAAGACGAAGAGAAAGGUCAUUAAGGACCACCAUCUCAUUGCUAUUGUUGGUGUCCUGCUGAUGAUAGAUCUGGCCAUACUGAUCCCCAGGGAGAUAGUAGACCCGCAGACGAUCGUCGUCGUUACGAGGAAGAUUCCUCAGACUCCUGAAGAUGAGCUGAACUUUAUACGACGCGAGGAAGUUUUGGUGCAGUGCACAUCGACACAUAAUAUCAUAUGGCUGAUGGCGCUACUGAUCUACAAGGCAUUCGUCAUGGUGUUUGGUGCUUUUCUGGCCUGGCAGACAAGAAAUGUCAACGUUUCAGGCCUGAACGACAGUAACUACGUUGGCCUGUCCAUCUACAACGUCUGCCUGUGCUGCGUGGUGGUGGUACCCGUCUCUGUGCUCGUCACUGACGCUGUGUCUGUCACCUACGCACUCCUGGCUGGAUUCGUUAUGUUUUGUACCACAGCAACGCUAUGUAUGCUGUUCUUUCCAAAGGUGGCUGCCGUGUACAGCACGAGAGGCAGUACGGUACAACCGACCGAGCGGAUCCAUCCAUCGACCGUAUCAAGCCAGCACGGUCCACGGGACACCUUGGGCAAACCCGGACCAAGCCGAGCUGAAACUAGUUCAGUUGUCGUACCGUGAUGUAAAGGUUUCGUACAUCCACAUUCAGAAAAUGAGUCUUACUUUAAAUUGAUGUGUACCUGCACUUGGCGCAAAUUGAACGUUUUAGAUUAUCGAUGCGGUAUGAGCUUUUCUAACUGCUAGAACUGAUAAGGUAUUAGUUUCAGGGACUGAAUUUUUUUAGCGUGAUCAAACGCUGACACGGCCUCAUUUUCUUUAGAUUUCAUGACUUUGCAAUGGUUGUCAAUGCAUAUAACCGUGUACCGAAUUACAACGCAUGUGUAACUACUGGCUCUUAAACGACGCUCGACGCACUACUCAAACUCCCUUGUCCUCCCGCCGUGUUGAAUGCCACCUGAUUGAGAUGGCAAUUGCAGAUAUUCAUUUCGUAAAAUAUUUCACCUUUAUGAUUGUACAUUACUUUGUAAAAUGGUGGUGAGAAACGACGGAGAUGUAGGUUUAAGCUACAAAGCCAGCUAGCCUACUCUUCCUUGUCCAGAAGGUAUAGACGGCAGUGCAUGACAGCCAUUAUUGUCGACGAUUUCAAUAUGAAAAUCUUAAAAAAAUAUACUAGCACAUCAAUUACUUAAACAUUGUUCAACUUACUCAAACUCAUAUCUCCAUAAAAAAACAUUAGUUGAAUUAAGAAACCGCAGUGGCUUUUAAACCUUUCUUUCAGCUAGAAAAAAUAUUACCAUGAAAAACUUGGCUACCUAACGUUCAGUUACUACACGACAAAAAACAUUUUCCGUAGUGAGCUUGCCAACAUGUCACUGCCUGCACCUUCCUCAUGUGAUCACAUAUUACCUAUAUUUGGAAAGUUAACCUAUCAAUAGAAAAUUCAAGCAGUCGAAACGU